UGUAUAUAUAAUGUUACAUCAUCGAUAAGAUAUGAUUCUCAAAUUGAAUAUCGGCUAGGGAUGACGACGGGGAUGGCAGGAUUCGGCGAGGAAGAAAGUGGGAUCUCAGACAGUGAGAUCAUAGAGGGUUUUCUGCGGCCAAAGAUUGAAGGAGAAGCAGUGGCGAUUCCGGGAUUGAUAGUGGAAUUGGGGGAGGAGUUGUACACUCGAGAGCCAUGGCUCCUUCCGCAGACAGCCCAUCCCAUCCUUAACCCUCGAGAGUGGCUCUACUUGGGGAAACCGAAUCGGAAUAAUUUCCCCGUUGAAGGAGUUGAUCACGAAGGGUGUUGGGUUCGCAUUGGAAGUGCCAUCUUGAUCCGAUCCGAGGAGACUGAUGAAAUAAUUGGGGGAACGUCGAGAUUCAGAUAUCGCUUCAGGAACAAGGGGGACAAACAUGCUCUGAGAUGUUUCGGGUGAAGGACCCUGGCCUAA
Molecule: messenger RNA, 471 nt
Organism: Brassica napus (rape)
Lineage: Eukaryota; Viridiplantae; Streptophyta; Magnoliopsida; Brassicales; Brassicaceae
Exons: 2
Coding region: 61-456 (131 amino acids)
Biological process (GO): regulation of DNA-templated transcription
Molecular function (GO): DNA binding
Source: RefSeq, a predicted model, not a curated record